AUGAGGAAAAGGAGUUUGACAACUUGCCUGGUGUUCCGGGAGUCUCUGAGGUUGGAAGAGACAGAUAUUGCUUCAUCAGACAUCAUGUUUGGAACCGAAGAAAAUUGGAGUGUCCCAAACAAGCAACCUCGCAAAUUCCGAAAUAAGAAAGGAAGAUAUUUAGAGAAAAUGUCAGUAGUUGUCAGAAAAAUCAUACGAGCAAUAUUGAGGGUGUCUUCUUCUAAUCCCACCUCAUUUCUGCGUGACUUAAGUUCACUGCUUGUCAAAAGCACUCAUUCCACGAUUUCACCAGAACUAUGCAUUGUGGUGAUGAGGUGUUAUGCAGAUAAUACAUUAACUAUCAUGCGCAAGUUGCUAUCUAGUACGUAG
This is a messenger RNA of Sphenostylis stenocarpa, 369 nucleotides long. The record is from the annotation of a GenBank genome assembly. Lineage: Eukaryota; Viridiplantae; Streptophyta; Magnoliopsida; Fabales; Fabaceae.